CUGCACUCCCGGCGGGCGGCACUGGGGGCAGCAUGGAGUCGGUCCCUGCGGCCCGGUGCUCCUGUACCCCGCUCCAAGCCGGAACCCAGCACCGGGAACCAGGAAGCACCUGAGCUGGGGUGCGGGGUGGGUGGUUGGGAUGGCCGGGCCUGGCUGGGGUCCCCCGCGGCUGGACGGCUUCAUCCUCACCGAGCGGCUGGGCAGCGGCACGUAUGCCACUGUGUACAAGGCCUAUGCCAAGAAAGACACGCGUGAGGUGGUAGCCAUCAAGUGCGUGGCCAAGAAAAGUCUGAACAAGGCAUCUGUGGAAAACCUCCUGACAGAGAUCGAGAUCCUCAAGGGCAUCCGACACCCCCAUAUUGUACAGCUGAAAGACUUCCAGUGGGACAGUGACAACAUCUACCUCAUCAUGGAGUUCUGUGCAGGCGGUGACUUAUCUCGCUUCAUCCACACCCGCAGGAUUCUGCCUGAGAAGGUGGCUCGCAUCUUCAUGCAGCAGUUAGCUAGUGCCUUGCAGUUCCUGCAUGAACGGAACAUCUCCCACCUGGAUCUGAAGCCACAGAAUAUACUGCUGAGCUCCUUGGAGAAGCCCCACCUCAAACUGGCAGACUUUGGCUUUGCACAGCACAUGUCCCCCUGGGACGAGAAGCAUGUCCUCCGUGGCUCCCCCCUCUACAUGGCCCCAGAGAUGGUGUGUCAGCGGCAGUACGAUGCCCGUGUGGACCUCUGGUCUGUGGGGGUCAUUCUGUAUGAAGCCCUCUUCGGGCAGCCCCCCUUUGCCUCCAGGUCCUUCUCGGAGCUGGAAGAGAAGAUCCGCAGCAACCGGGUGAUCGAGCUCCCCAUGCGGCCUUCUCUCUCCCAUGACUGCCGGGACUUGCUGCAGCGGCUCCUAGAGCGGGACCCCAGCCGCCGCAUCUCCUUUCAGGACUUCUUCGCCCAUCCCUGGGUGGAUCUGGAGCAUAUGCCCAGUGGAGAGAGCUUAGCCCAAGCGACCGCACUGGUGGUGCAGGCCGUGAAGAAGGACCAGGAGGGGGAUGCAGCUGCCGCCUUGUCUCUCUACUGCAAGGCCCUGGACUUCUUCGUGCCUGCCCUGCACUAUGAAGUGGAUGCUCAGCGGAAGGAGGCAAUUAAGGCAAAGGUGGGACAGUAUGUGUCCAGGGCAGAGGAGCUCAAGGCUCUCGUCUCCUCCUCCAAUCAGGCCCUGCUAAGGCAGGGAACCUCUGCCCGAGACCUGCUCAAAGAGAUGGCCCGGGACAAGCCGCGCCUCCUAGCUGCCCUGGAAGUAGCUUCAGCUGCCCUGGCCAAGGAGGAGGAUGCUGGCGGAGAACAAGAGGCCCUGGACCUAUACCAGCACAGCCUGGGGGAGCUGCUACUGUUGUUGGCAGCGGAGCCCCCUGGCCGGAGGCGGGAACUGCUUCACACUGAGGUUCAGAACCUCAUGGCUCGAGCUGAAUACUUGAAAGAGCAGGUCAAGAUGAGGAAUUCUCACUGGGCAGCAGACACACUGGACAAAGAAGGACUGUCAGAGUCCGUUCGUAGCUCUUGUACCUUGCAGUGACCACAGAGGAUGAUUGGACAGACUCUAGGCCACCUGGA
Molecule: messenger RNA, 1596 nt
Organism: Elephantulus edwardii (Cape elephant shrew)
Lineage: Eukaryota; Metazoa; Chordata; Mammalia; Macroscelidea; Macroscelididae
Gene: ULK3
Product: unc-51 like kinase 3
Exons: 16
Coding region: 140-1558 (472 amino acids)
Biological process (GO): autophagy; protein autophosphorylation; autophagosome organization
Cellular component (GO): autophagosome; cytoplasm
Molecular function (GO): ATP binding; protein serine/threonine kinase activity
Source: RefSeq, a predicted model, not a curated record